GGCUGUACUUUUAGUUGGGUGUUCACAAGUUGCCAAGACACCGUGCCGCACGGUACGUCUAACUAUUCCGUGAUUAUCUCACUACGUCACACAUAAACGAACACACGCGCACCGAAAUUAAGUGUGCGGGACGAAAAAUAUUUUCUCAUUCAAAGGAAAGAAAAGAAGAAAAAAAAAACACCUGUGUCACGCGUCAUUCAGAACCCAAGUUUACGCGUGCCCCCAGUGAUACGUGAAUAAUCCCAAGUGACUCAUUGUUUUUAAUGUGGUACCCUCGUGCGUUCAACAAUCAGAGGUCCACGGGAUUUGAUAUCGCUGUACGUCACACCGAUACAGCGACAAGUGUUCGCGGUCGCUGUACAAGCGGAACCGGUAAACUAUACUGUAUAUAUUUUCCAUCAGUUGCGUAGAACGUGGUGUUAUGUAACAAAAGUACAUGAGAGUCUGCAGUAUCCGAGGAAAUAAAUAAAUAAAAAAAAUUAUUACCCGUGGGAGUGUUUCCGGAGAUUUUUGCAAUUUGUGCGAGAAUUAAAAAAAAACUAUCGAGUUAAUUGUGACUGCCCACACGUUGCUGUCUAUUUCGCAACAGAGAGAGAGAGAGAGAGACUGUUAUUCAGCGGGAGUGAAGGAAAGUCGGAAUAUUUCCGUGUGUAUAGAAAACCGGAUAUCCUGAAGUGGACCUGAUGGUGCGAAGUUUAACGAUGGAGGCGACGUUCUACGAUGAGGUGACUGUAUACGGUAAUUGCAAUAGAGACAACGUAGGCCAAUUGAAGAGAAAUUUGACGUUGGAUCUCAACGGACAUCGUCAAGGGCCCCAGGCCAAAAGGCCAAGACUGGGUCCCCUACCCCUGUCCCUCAACAAUUCAGCUCCAGUUCUAAGUUCACCAGAUCUCCACAUGUUGAAACUUGGAUCACCAGAACUGGAGAAACUCAUUAUUGCCCAACAGGAUGGUCUUGUCACGACAAUGCCAACACCCAAUCAAAUUCUCUUCCCCAAGACUGUCACCGAGGCACAGGAACUGUACGCACGUGGCUUUGUUGAUGCUCUCAAUGAGCUACAUCACUCUGACAGUUCCCAGGAGCCUGGAAGUAUUCAUGGUGCUACUUAUACGAAUUUAGAACCACCAAGCUCAGUACAGAGCACGGAAUCACUGUCCCAAGGGCUCCUGAUGAUCAAAGAUGAACCGCAGACAGUGCCAAGUGUAUCAAGCUCACCCCCAAUGUCACCCAUUGACAUGGAAAAUCAGGAGAAGAUCAAGUUGGAGAGGAAGAGACAGAGAAAUCGUGUUGCUGCUUCCAAGUGUAGAAGACGCAAACUCGAGAGAAUCUCCAGGCUUGAGGACAAGGUCAAGUUGCUCAAGGGUGAAAAUACAGAGCUCAGUAGUGUUGUUCACAGGCUCAAGGAGCACGUGUGUCGAUUGAAGGAGCAGGUGAUGGAUCAUGUGCACUCUGGCUGCCAAAUGAUGUCGGUCUCAGGACAAUUUUGAACUUUGACUUUAUUGGGGAUCAUUCCUACAUGAAUGAGCAACAUUGAGUCUUGAGGACAUCUCCGGGAACUCUGAAUCUCUUUAAGGGGAUUUAUGGACUUUCUUGGUGAUUAUCGCGCCACGUGGAGGAGACAUCCUGAGGGAAUCUGGGGAGUGCCUUUGAGUGUUGUGUUGAUGAUAUGGACAAUUAAAAUUGUUAAUGGAGAUAUGUUAUGAUGGAGUCCACGCACAUCCACGAUAGCGUUGACGUCCACUGCCUGGUGGGAGGAGCACCGAAGAGGAGCGAAAGGCGAAAAAUAUAUUCAUGAGACAGUGAGGGGGAAGGGGAGCUACAGUGGCCAUUUUGGAGAACAUCCGAGAGCGCGGCAAUUUUAAAUCGUCCAGAGACUCUAAUUCAAUCUUUAAUUGAGAUGAAAACUGAAUGAAUGGCUUUCAAUCAAUAUCUUGAGAUCGGCAGAGUGAAAUUCGACGAUUAUGUUUUCAUUUGGAAGGUAUUUUUACGGGCUUGACAAUGAAAUUUGACUCUUGAAAAUUGGAUCGUUCGAUCACGAGAUAUUGCGGAUUGAUUUAUCCAUUAUUCGAUAUUGUCAAUUCUUUUUGAUACAUUUUUUUUUGUUUCUCAGGGCCCGUGUUGCUCUUUGUUCUUGUUUGGAUGAAUUAUCUGGUUAAAUAACAGUUUUUCGUAGUUGUACGAUUGAAUUGGAAACGCCGUUAUUUAUCAUUUGUGCAUCUAGUCUUGUCCAGUAUGAACAUGUUUAACUUAUUAUCCAUCCAUGCACAUUUAUUUUUUUUUUGGGAGAAAUGUGAGAUGUUACGCUGACACUGGGACAAUUUUACCUGCUACUAAGCGCUCGUGCGCAUCGACUAGUUUUUUUUGUACCAUAAAUCGUUCUUUUUUUGGGAGUCAAGGCGGUAUUUCACUGAACAAUGAACUGUUCGUUGACCCCCGCAUGUCAGAGCGAAAUUUAAUAUUUUAUACGAUGAAAAAAGCGCAUUAUUACUAGGAUUUGAUGGUAUGGGUCAAAGGUUCUGACUGUUCAUAACGAAUUACCGCCUUCGCGCCCACGCUCGUUGCAUAGAGAAUAAUAGUCGUAAAGUAGGUAAGUUUAGGCGUAUCUGACCUUCAUUUUUGAUUAACGAGUAGCCCGCAUUUUUUUUCUCGUCGCAGUCUCACACACCAAUGUAACACACACUUGAUCUGCCUCCCAAGAUUUUUUAGAAGCCUUCCCCCUCUUCAUUGCCUUUUUUUUUAUUUUCAUAUUUUUUUUUUCGUCGUAUCCUUGAGGAGCCAGACCGAGCAGUAUUUCUUUUUGUUUCUCUUUUUCGCUGCCUCCUACUUAGAUUUGAUGAAUUCUAAAUUCCGAGGACAUCCGGAUUUUGUUUUCCUUUCAUUUUUUGGUUCUCAUUAUAAUAGUGCAUUGUAAAUUUAUACUUUUUUAAAAUUCGUUAUCAAGUUUUGGAAUAAUUGCUUGGGUGUAAUCAAGGUGUGUGUGUCUCUCUCUCUCACUCUACCCCCCCCCUCUCUCUCUCUCUCUCUCUCUCUUUGGUACUGUUAUUACUUGGAGAAGUAAAUAUUAAGUAAUUUUUUAAAAAUAAUUGAAGGAAAGAGGUCUCCACAUUUGUGCCCCACUUGUAUUAAUUUCAUUUCUUUUUCUAUUAUCGUGUUAAUUUAUUUACAUUGCCAAUGAAAAAUACGUUGCAAUAUUUACUGGAGUAAAUCGUGCAAUUUCAGUUGAGUUAAGAGGGGCUUCGUAUAUAGUCGACCUUGGAGGCCCCUUUAUCCGAACGAGCGUUUUGCAAGAGUAACCAGUGCGUAUAAUUUUUGUUUUGAAUUUUCUUGUUUAAAAAAGAAUACCAACUCAGUGCGAUAAAAGGGGAGAUAAUUUCCAUCGUAUGAGUGUAGAAUUUCACGAGCUCGGCUAUAUAUUUGUUGCCAAUGCAAUCCAGUCCGUACAGUGUGCCUUUUUUUUUCAUGACGAAUGCAAAGCGAAUGUUAUUGAAAUAACAAAAUUAAUUCUCUCGAUGCUAAAUGAAAUUCAAUCUCGUUAGAUUUGAAGGAAAAUUGAUAAUUAAAAAUGUUCAGAGUUUACAAAACAAAUGGAAAAUGAUACGCUCUCACUGAUUAGAGAAAAAAAAAAACAAAUGUUGCACAAAUGAAAAACGUAUGAAAGUAAAUCUAAAAUUAAUGAAAACCACUUGUGAUUUAGUUUGUAAGUAAAAACCCCAUUAGGCCAUAAUUUUUAUGGUGAUUAAAACUGUAAUUUUCAUGGGAAACUAAUACUAUGACACCAUAGUAGUUGCAUAACACUAUUCAUAAUGAGAGUACAUAUUACUACAUUACGUAAUAAUUAUUGAGUAUAAAAAUAUAUGUUAUAUAUCGAGAAAGCUGAGAAGAAGAACUCUUUUUUUACGAAUAAUUUUAUUUUUGAAUGAAACAAUGAUGAAAAUAAAAUUCACUAUAUUACACAUGAAUAA
Molecule: messenger RNA, 3962 nt
Organism: Diachasmimorpha longicaudata
Lineage: Eukaryota; Metazoa; Arthropoda; Insecta; Hymenoptera; Braconidae
Gene: Jra
Product: transcription factor Jun
Exons: 1
Coding region: 684-1487 (267 amino acids)
Biological process (GO): regulation of cell cycle; regulation of cell population proliferation; regulation of transcription by RNA polymerase II
Cellular component (GO): transcription regulator complex
Molecular function (GO): DNA-binding transcription factor activity, RNA polymerase II-specific; transcription factor binding; RNA polymerase II cis-regulatory region sequence-specific DNA binding
Source: RefSeq, a predicted model, not a curated record